Mandrillus leucophaeus (drill) is the source of this 1332-nucleotide messenger RNA. RefSeq names its product crystallin, gamma S (gene CRYGS). The coding region runs from base 544 to 1080 and encodes 178 amino acids. Gene Ontology annotation, molecular function: structural constituent of eye lens. The record is from RefSeq and is a predicted model, not a curated record. Gene Ontology annotation, biological process: visual perception; lens development in camera-type eye. NCBI's taxonomy places the organism in Eukaryota, Metazoa, Chordata, Mammalia, Primates, Cercopithecidae. The transcript is spliced from 4 exons.
UGAAACUAAAUUGGGAAGGUGCUCUUGCGGCUUAAGAGACAUUGGGACUUUUCUGUCCUUUUUUUUUUUUUUUUUUUUAGAUAGUCUUGCUCUGUUGCCCAGCCUGGAGUGCAGUGGCGGGAUCUCCGCUUACUGUAAGCUCCGCCUCCCGGGUUCAGGCCAUUCUCCUGCCUCAGCUUCCUGAGUAGCUGGGACUACAGGCGCCUGCCACCACACCCGGCUAAUUUUUUUUGUAUUUUUAGUAGUGACGAGGUUUCACUGUGUUAGCCAGGAUGGUCUCGAUUUCCUGACCUCGUGAUCCACCCUCCUCGGCCUCCCAAAGUGUUGGGAUUAUAGGCAUGAGCCACCACACCCAGCCUUCUGUCCUACUUAAGAACUUUGAUUUCCAUUCCAUAUUCAUUUAUUACUGUGUAGGCUGAAUUUUUGCUAAACUUCUGACUUUUAUAUAAAUGUAUUGUUUAUAGAACAUCAGAAGACUUAUCUUUGUGAUGCCCAAAUGAAAAAGUUGGUGAAGCACUGGGCAAACCAGUCUGUGCACCAAAAAUGUCUAAAACUGGAACCAAGAUUACCUUCUAUGAAGACAAAAAUUUUCAAGGCCGUCGCUAUGACUGUGACUGCGACUGUGCAGAUUUCCACACAUACCUAAGUCGCUGCAACUCCAUUAAAGUGGAAGGAGGCACCUGGGCUGUUUACGAAAGGCCCAACUUUGCUGGGUACAUGUACAUCUUACCCCAGGGAGAGUACCCUGAAUACCAGCGUUGGAUGGGCCUCAAUGACCGCCUCAGCUCCUGCAGAGCUGUUCAUCUGCCUAGUGGAGGCCAGUAUAAGAUUCAGAUCUUUGAGAAAGGGGAUUUUAAUGGUCAGAUGUAUGAAACCACUGAAGAUUGCCCUUCCAUCAUGGAGCAAUUUCAUAUGCGAGAGAUCCACUCCUGUAAGGUGCUGGAGGGUGUCUGGAUUUUCUAUGAGCUACCCAACUACCGUGGCAGGCAGUACCUCCUGGACAAGAAGGAGUACCGGAAGCCCAUCGAUUGGGGUGCAGUUUCCCCAGCUGUCCAGUCUUUCCGCCGCAUUGUGGAGUAAUGACAUGAAUGGGGCCAUAUUCUUCCUGAGGCCCAAAUGCUGGCUGGCCUUGUGGUCCAAAUAGGCAUCAUCAAUAAAACAGUUGGCAUGCAUCCCACUGCUGACUAUAACGCCUCUCCUUAAAUGCUUCUAGGGGCCAGCAAUAUAAUGCUCGCCACGGUGGGCAGUUACACUAAGCAACACAUCCACCAGAUCACCGAUCUAGAUCUUUGUGCCAAACAAAAUGAGUCUCAUUAAAAGGUUAGAAAGUCA